Messenger RNA from Pelobates fuscus (common spadefoot toad), 2353 nucleotides. RefSeq names its product very low-density lipoprotein receptor-like. Lineage: Eukaryota; Metazoa; Chordata; Amphibia; Anura; Pelobatidae. Bases 111 to 1028 code for a protein of 305 amino acids. Gene Ontology annotation, cellular component: plasma membrane. The transcript is spliced from 7 exons. Gene Ontology annotation, molecular function: protein binding. The record is from RefSeq and is a predicted model, not a curated record.
CAGUAGCGCACCAAUUGGCUGCUUGUCGUGCCUAUUGACGCUGGCAAGCCGAGCUCACCGCCCCCCACGCCUCCCUGUGCCUUCAGUCCUACAGAAAGUUGCGGCGUGUGAUGAGGUCGCGACGCUUUUUGACUGCGUUCCCAGUGCUGCUGUUGUUGGCCUGGCAGACCGUAGAGAACACCGCGGUACCUGGUUUACCAAAAACAUGCAGUGCAAAUCAGUUCCAAUGUCAAGAUGGGGAAUGCAUUUCAAAGUCGUGGCACUGUGAUGGGGACAAGGAUUGCCCCUUUGGCGAAGAUGAAGUGGCUUGUCCCCGAAAGGUAUCGUGCUCUGGUUUCCUAUGUAAAGAUGAACGCUGCCUGAAGUUGGCGCAGAAAUGUGAUGGCAAUUCUGACUGCACAGAUGGCUCUGAUGAAGAUCCAGUGUCAUGUGGUAACAUAACUUGCCCUCACGACCAAUUCCAGUGUCACAGUGGCCAGUGCAUUCCGUCUAAGUUGCUCUGCAAUGGAGCCAGUGAUUGCACAGAUGGCAGUGAUGAGGAAGGAUGCCCAUUCAUGCCGUGUUCCUCCGAUGAGUUUCUUUGUGGUUUGGACUGUCGAUCUGUAAAUGUCUUGUGCAAUGGGCAGAUUGAUUGUCCUGGGGGACUUGAUGAAUCAGACAAGAUGUGCAAGAGAAAAUCAAAGUCUCAUUGUGAUACAGAUGGAUUUCUUUGUGACGAGAGUUGUGUUCCGUUAGCAUUUAGAUGUGAUGGACAUACGGAUUGUGAAGAUGAGAGUGAUGAAAAAAACUGUGGGGAUUCUUACGUCAGAAGUCUAGUGAGUGUUUUGUCAGUUGUUUUCAGUGUGUCUCUGAUUUCCUGCAUGAUUGCCUGCUACUGGACUAAAGCUAGCUGCCAUUUACUGAACCGUCGACUCUUCGAAACUUCCAAAAAGUAUCUGAAACCAGAUCUGGACAGAACGACAUCAUCUACUUACAUGUUAUCUGAUCUGAAAAAUGAAGAUGACUCUUCGAUAAUCUACGAGCCAUGAAGCCAUAGCCUCCUGUGGAGAUGCGGAGGGCAGACGUCUUAAUUUCUACUUUAGACUUGAACAACAUUUGCAUUGAACACAAUAUAAUUUCUUUAAAUUGACAGUUUAAGUACUACUUUGUCAGUGGCGUAUAUCAGCUCUUUUAUCGCUUAUCUUUAAGCACAGAAUAACAUUUCAAUGGGUUGCUGUUAUUUAUAGUAUGUGGUAUGAACUUUCAACGCAUUGUCAAUUUUUCUAAUCUAAAACAUUUCCCAGCUAACCUACAAACGGGAAGUUGGACCUCAGGUUUCAGUGACAUGUCAGACUUGAAUCACUCCUAUGGCAGUUAGUAUUUUUUGUUUUCUAUUCAUUUUUGCUCUUCAUGUACUGUAAUUUCGAAGCAUUUACUAUUUGUUUAGUCUGCGGUUGACAGCAUUUUUGUUUGUUAUGUAAUUGCAGUAUGAUAUUUCCAUGUGAUUCUUAGUAUUUGAUGUAAGAGUGUCCUCAAUCCACUCUGUGUAACCAGUGUAUUUAAUUUGAGGACUUUUGAAUGUUAGAAUGCAAGCCUUAAUACUACGUUUUGUAUAACGCGGACAUAGUUGUCUCGCUUUUCCUGUGCUCUUCUAUAACAGAUUACUCUUUACUGAUCUUAAUGACAUGUUGUACAAUACUGCCUGGUUUUCCAUGGUCCUAAAAUUCUUAUAAAUUUGUCUCUGCAUUUUAAUAUGUAUUCUGCAGAAAGAGUCAUACACUGCUAACUUGUCUCUGGUAGCAUAUGAAUACUGUGUACUCACAGACAUUACUCUCUACCAUUUCAAGCUACAUCUGUUCUACAUGACACAUCUUGUAAUCUGAGGUACAACUUUAAACCAUUAACCAGACCAAUAUGUCAAUACUAUGUAUGAAUGCCUUAUAAGCAAAUGUGCUGAGAAUAUGUACACCACUCCCACUGAAAACAUUGGACAGGACAUGAUUGGCUGAAAAAGCUCAGACGCUUCCUGGUCUCUUUGUAAGCAGCAUUUUUGUGGAGAUCAAUGGAAAUUCAGAGUAAUAUCCGUAUUUUAAAGGUUUUGUUUUUUUUGUGAGGCUAUUUCAAGUCUGGAGUCUCUGUAUUCUGGUUCACAUCAAGACAAUCACAAAUGAGAAACGUUCAGUUGAAUACUUUACAUUUAAAAAAGCAGGAUAUUUAUUUUUUUAUUUUUUAAUAUCUAAUUCAACAUCUUCUUAUGUUUGCUAUAAGCAUGCCUGUCUUAUUGACCCAAUCACUUGUCAGUUUCUUUCUUUCUUUUUUUUUUUUUUAAGCACUUAUUUAAGAAAAACAAAAAACAACCUCUUUAUAUUUUUUG